This is a messenger RNA of Apaloderma vittatum (bar-tailed trogon), 648 nucleotides long. It is a transcript of the gene IGF1, whose product is annotated as insulin-like growth factor 1 (somatomedin C). Gene Ontology annotation, cellular component: extracellular region. Gene Ontology annotation, molecular function: hormone activity; growth factor activity. The record is from RefSeq and is a predicted model, not a curated record. NCBI's taxonomy places the organism in Eukaryota, Metazoa, Chordata, Aves, Trogoniformes, Trogonidae. The annotation marks the transcript as partial. The transcript has 3 exons.
GCUGUUUCCUGUCUACAGUGUCUGUGUAAUGUAGAUAAAUGUGAGGAUUUUCUCUAAAUCCCUCUUCUGUUUGCUAAAUCUCACUGUCACUGCUAAAAUCAGAGCAGAUAGAGCCUGCGCAAUGGAAUAAAGUCCUCAAUAUUGAAAUGUGACAUUGCUCUCAACAUCUCACAUCUCUCUGGAUUUCUUUUUUCUCAUCAUUACUGCUAACAAAUUCAUUUCCAGACUUUGCACUUUUAAGAAGCAAUGGAAAAAAUCAACAGUCUUUCAACACAAUUAGUUAAGUGCUGCUUUUGUGAUUUCUUGAAGGUGAAGAUGCACACUGUGUCCUACAUUCAUUUCUUCUACCUUGGCCUGUGUUUGCUUACCUUAACCAGUUCUGCUGCUGCUGGCCCAGAAACACUCUGUGGUGCUGAGCUGGUUGAUGCUCUUCAGUUUGUGUGUGGAGACAGAGGCUUUUACUUCAGUAAGCCCACAGGGUAUGGAUCCAGCAGUAGACGCUUACACCACAAGGGAAUAGUGGAUGAAUGCUGCUUCCAGAGUUGUGACCUGAGGAGGCUGGAGAUGUAUUGUGCUCCAAUAAAGCCACCUAAAUCUGCACGCUCUGUACGUGCUCAGCGCCACACUGACAUGCCAAAAGCACAAAAG